AUGUUACUGUAUGACCAAGGUCAUUGCAGUGAAAGACAACACUUCUUACAGUUGAUACCCCGGGUCUUGAAGUUGAGUUCAAAUGAAAACAUUUUACACACCAUUCAAGUGAAGACAGAUAUCGAUAAGAAAAGACAAUCAAGUCUUUUGGGAGGAGGUCUCGAGAGGAUUGAGUUCCAGCACAAGAAGGGCAAACUGACAGCUCGGGAACGAAUUGACUUACUAUUAGAUCCCAAGAGUUUCAUUGAAUACGAUAUGUUUGUGGAGCACAAGUGCACUGACUUUGGGAUGGAGGACAUGAAGUAUUCUGGAGACAGUGUAGUGACCGGACAUGGACUCAUCGAUGGCCGCAAAGUUUUUGUCUUCAGUCAAGACUUCACUGUCUUCGGCGGCAGUUUGUCGAGCGCUCACGCCAUGAAGAUUUGCAAAAUCAUGGAUCAGGCCGUCCAAGUGGGCGCUCCAGUCAUAGGUAUUAAUGACUCGGGAGGCGCUCGUAUUCAAGAGGGAGUCGAUUCUCUGGCCGGUUAUGCAGAUAUAUUCUUACGCAAUGUCCAGUCCUCAGGAGUUGUGCCGCAAAUAUCAGUCAUAAUGGGUCCGUGCGCUGGAGGGGCUGUGUAUUCGCCAGCGUUGACUGACUUCGUAUUUAUGGUUAGAGACACCUCUUAUCUGUUCAUCACUGGACCCGAUGUCGUCAAAGCCGUAACUAAUGAGGACGUGACUCAAGAAGAACUGGGAGGCGCUAAGACUCACACUUCGGUGUCGGGUGUGGCGCACAGGGCUUUCGACAACGACGUCGAUAUGAUUCUACAGCUCCGCAAGUUCUACAGCUUUCUUCCGCUUUCGAGUGCAGAUCCCGCGCCCAUCAGACAGUCGGACGACAAAUGGGAUAGAAUUGUUGAGAGUUUGGAUACUGUUGUUCCCUUGGAAUCGUCUUCGGCUUAUAAUAUGCUGGACAUUGUCUUAGCCAUUGUUGAUGAAAAUGACUUCUUCGAGAUAAUGCCCGACUAUUCCAAGAAUCUAUUGAUAGGAUUCGCGCGAAUGAAUGGCGAGACGGUUGGCAUAGUAGGCAAUAACCCUAAAUAUGCGGCCGGGUGUCUCGACAUCAACUCCUCUGUAAAAGGCGCCCGUUUUGUGCGCUUUUGCGAUGCAUUCAAUAUUCCCAUCAUUACAUUCGUUGACGUCCCCGGCUUCCUCCCGGGAACGGCUCAAGAAUACGGGGGAAUCAUAAGACACGGCGCGAAGCUAUUGUAUGCCUUCGCGGAGGCAAAUGUGCCCAAAAUCACAGUCAUUACCCGCAAAGCCUAUGGCGGGGCCUAUGAUGUCAUGAGCUCUAAGCACCUAAAGGCGGACGUCAACUACGCCUGGCCUACAGCCGAGAUCGCUGUCAUGGGAGCCAAGGGCGCCGUCUCUAUACUAUACCGGGGAAAGGCUGACACUCAGCAAUACGAGCGCCAAUACAUCGAUAAGUUUGGAAAUCCAUUCCCCGCUGCCGUCAGAGGUUUUGUGGACGACAUUAUCGAUCCUCGGACUACGCGAAUGAGAAUCUGCAGAGAUUUGAAUCUCUUGAGGAAUAAAAAGGUGUCGAACCCUAACAAAAAACACGGAAAUAUUCCACUUUAAUGGCC
Messenger RNA from Oppiella nova, 1625 nucleotides. The record is from the annotation of a GenBank genome assembly. NCBI's taxonomy places the organism in Eukaryota, Metazoa, Arthropoda, Arachnida, Sarcoptiformes, Oppiidae.